Messenger RNA from Ostertagia ostertagi, 291 nucleotides. The record is from the annotation of a GenBank genome assembly. Lineage: Eukaryota; Metazoa; Nematoda; Chromadorea; Rhabditida; Trichostrongylidae.
AUGAGAGAACGCAGAUCUCAGAAGCAAAACGAUAAAGAUAUGGCCGAAGGUGUUUCCACUAUCCAAGAGUCUGAGAAUACCAGGGAAUCGUCGCCUGGAAAACUGGAGAAGUUAGUAGCUAAGAAAACAGAAGUUGAGACAGAUCCAGCAUCAUUGAAGAGAAACUUUCAAGAUGACGAACGUAUCUUUUCACGUUCAUCUGUUGAAUUCAUGAAGCGUAAACGUCGUGAAGCAGUUGAUCAGGAGAAUCGUUCCCAUGGAGUUGCCGCGAGACAGCAGAGAACGAGUACG